Molecule: messenger RNA, 945 nt
Organism: Vombatus ursinus (common wombat)
Lineage: Eukaryota; Metazoa; Chordata; Mammalia; Diprotodontia; Vombatidae
Gene: NANOG
Product: Nanog homeobox
Exons: 4
Coding region: 1-945 (314 amino acids)
Biological process (GO): regulation of transcription by RNA polymerase II
Molecular function (GO): DNA-binding transcription factor activity, RNA polymerase II-specific; RNA polymerase II cis-regulatory region sequence-specific DNA binding
Source: RefSeq, a predicted model, not a curated record
AUGACCUCCAGUUCUCACUCGCAGCAAUGCCAGUCCUGCCGACCAGAAGGUGAUGCCAACUGCCCUUAUAACACCUGGAUCUCCGCGUCCCAGCCAGAGCCAUUUACCUCCCCAAGCCCUUAUUCUAAUUUCCAAAUACAAAGUCCGGAAAAGCUCCAUCCAAGCAGCACAGCAAUUUCUCCUGCUCCUCCUUCAUCCAUGGAUAUGUUUAUUCAAGAUAUUCCUGACUCUGCCACUAGCCCGACUUCAAAUAACCUUUCCUCUCAGAACAAGCCCAAGAUCCAUCAGGGAAAAGAAGAUCAGAGCCUGGUCAAAAAACCAAAGAUGAGGACAGUGUUCUCUCAGGCUCAACUAAAUGUACUCAACAGUAGAUUCGUGGAGCAAAAGUACCUCAGUCCACAGCAGAUCCGAAAUGUGGCUGAGAAUUUGAACCUUACUUACAAACAGGUUAAGACCUGGUUUCAGAACCAGAGAAUGAAGUCAAAGAGAUGGCAGAAAGACACCAUGUGGUCAAAGAAUGGCAACAGUAUGGGCAUGGUUCAGAAUGGAUCAGCUGUUGGGGACUACAUAAACUUCUACUCUCCAUUGCACCAGGACUAUAUGAUGAACCCUUCUGGAAACCUUCCAGUAUGGGGCAACCAGACUUGGAAUAACCAGUUCCAGAAUGUUGGAGAAGGCGCUUAUCAGCACCAGAUAUUUCAGCACCCCUACCCUGCCAGUGACUUAGGGGCUACCUUUGGAAAUAAUACUAGUGAGGUCUAUUCCAUGAAACCACAGACUACUAUGAGUUUUAAUGCCCCCCACACAGUGGAAUAUCUCCCAAACUACUCCAUGAACAUGCAGCUGACCCACAGCAAGUCAGAAGAGGACUAUGAUUAUCGGCAGGCCAGUGAUGCUCAAACACAAUUCUUAGAUCCCAGUGGGGUACCUGUAUUCCAGUCAUAA